Molecule: messenger RNA, 1448 nt
Organism: Capsaspora owczarzaki ATCC 30864
Lineage: Eukaryota; Filasterea; Ministeriida; Capsasporidae
Product: zinc-binding alcohol dehydrogenase domain-containing protein 2
Exons: 1
Coding region: 102-1280 (392 amino acids)
Cellular component (GO): mitochondrion
Molecular function (GO): oxidoreductase activity
Source: RefSeq, a predicted model, not a curated record
CUCUUCGUUCAUUCUCAUUCAAUUCUUCCAAUCUCUCUCUCUCUUUCGGCUUUUCACUUCUCAGUUCCGCUCCAUCUUCAGCAAUCGAACAAAACCAAACCAUGCUUGGUAACGCUGCGACUCGCAUUGCCGCGCUCGCACCUGCGCUUGCAUCGGGGCGUCGUCCGUCUCCUCACUCUGCUGCUGCUGCUGCUGCUGCUACUGCUCUGCUGCUGCACACAGCUUCCGCUUCCGCCUCCGCCGCCGCUCCUUCUGCUUCUGCUUCGUCCGUCCCUGCUCGCGUCAUUCAAGUCCAGCAGCUGACUGCGGACUUUCGGGCCGCCGUUGCCAUUGUCGAGCAGCCAAUUCCGCUUCCGCUCAAGCCAAACCACGUCCUGAUCCGCAACCGCUUCCUGGGCAUCAACGCGUCCGACAUUAACUUUACUGCGGGGCGUUACAACCCGACCGUCAAGCCCCCGUUCAGCGCGGGUUUCGAGGCGCUGGGCGUUGUCGAGCACGUCGGCGCGGACGUCUCACACCUCCGCGUCGGAGAUGCCGUCGUGUACAUGGCGGACGGAUCGUUCUCGGAGGUCAUCUCGCUGGCUGCUGCGCGGUCGUUCAAGGUCCCGUCGCUCGACCCGGCGUACCUGACCUGCCUCGUCAGCGGCCUCACAGCGUCCAUUGCGCUCGAGGAGUGCGGCGAGAUCAAGAACGGCGAAAAGGUCCUCGUCACCGCCGCCGCGGGUGGCACGGGUCUCUGGGCUGUUCAGCUUGCUGCGCUCCAGGGCUGCAAGGUGUACGGCACGGCGUCGAGCACGGACAAGGUCGAGCUGCUCAACUCGCUCAACUGCCACGGCAUCAACUACAAGACGCAGAAUCUCAAGGACGUCCUCAAGGCCGAGGCGCCCACCGGCAUUGACGUCGUGUACGAGUCGGUCGGCGGCUCCAUGUUUGACACGGCUCUCGGCUCGCUUGCGCAGCGCGGUCGCCUCAUUGUCAUUGGCUACAUUACUUCGUACGCCGACCCGAGCGCCGCUCCCAAGCCCACCCUCGACUCUGCGUCCAUCUGCAGAAUCCUCCUGGGCAAGUCCUGCUCCAUUCGCGGCUUCUUCCUGAUGCAAUACACCGACAAGAUCAAGGCGCACUUGGAAAAGCUCAUCCAGCUCGUCGCCGACAAGAAGGUCAAGGGCUUUGUGGACUCGCGCAAAUUCGUCGGUCUUGAGGCCGUUGCCGACGCUGUCGAGUACCUGCACACUGGCAAGAGUGCUGGUAAAGUGGUUGUGGAGCUCCCCGCGCAGUAAACUUUGGUUGAGGAGUUGGGGCGACUCUUCCAAGCUUUGCGUUUUGUGUUUCUUUUUGACAUUGAUCUCUUGUUUUUUUUUGUUUGUGUUUUCGUUUGAUUCUGAUUUUGUGUUUCGUGCUUCAACCACGUGUUUGUUUUAUCAUUGCAAAUCCAGUUGUUUUCGGUG